Linderina pennispora is the source of this 2745-nucleotide messenger RNA. Its product is annotated as kinesin-domain-containing protein. The transcript has 10 exons. Gene Ontology annotation, biological process: microtubule-based movement. The record is from RefSeq and is a predicted model, not a curated record. Bases 1 to 2745 code for a protein of 914 amino acids. Gene Ontology annotation, molecular function: microtubule motor activity; microtubule binding; ATP binding. Lineage: Eukaryota; Fungi; Kickxellomycota; Kickxellomycetes; Kickxellales; Kickxellaceae.
AUGUCGCAGCAGGACAAUAAUAUCAAGGUUAUUGCCCGCUUCCGGCCUCCCAAUGCGCUGGAGAAGAAGUCGGGCAGUACAUCGGUCAUUGAAAUUGAAGAUGAGUCCACCGUGGCCCUCAAGUGCGAGGAGCAUACGGGCAGCUUCGCCUUUGACAAGGUGUUUGGGUCGGACACAACGCAGUCGCAGAUUUACAACUACGCGAUUAGCGACACGCUCGAAGACAUCUUCAACGGAUACAACGGCACGGUCUUCUGCUAUGGCCAGACUGGCUCCGGAAAGACGUUCACAAUGAUGGGCGCGGAUAUUGACAACGACGAUCUCAAAGGUAUCAUCCCACGUAUUGUGGAGGGGAUCUUCGCCAAGAUCAUCGAGUCGCCGCCGACCGUCGAGUACAUGGACAAGACCAACGGCGUCUAUGUCAAGGGCCUGAUGGAGGUGUUUGUCAGCAGCAUCGACGAGGUGUACCAGGUUAUGCGGCAGGGAAGCAAGAACCGCGUGGUGGCAUACACCAACAUGAACGCCGAGAGUUCGCGCAGUCACAGCAUCUUCCAGAUCUCGAUCGAGCAGAAGGACACGGUCAGCGGCAAGACUAAGAUGGGCCGGCUGUUCCUCGUCGAUCUGGCUGGCUCGGAGAAGGUCGGCAAGACCGGAGCCACCGGGCAGACGCUUGAGGAGGCCAAGAAGAUCAACAAGUCGCUCUCGGCGCUCGGCAUGGUCAUCAACGCGCUGACUGACGGCAAAUCGUCGCAUAUUCCUUACCGCGACUCGAAGCUGACGCGUAUCCUGCAGGAGUCCCUGGGAGGUAACUCGCGCACAACGCUGAUUAUCAACUGCUCGCCCAUGUCGUUCAAUGCAGCCGAAACAGUGAGCACGCUGCGGUUCGGUAUGCGGGCCAAGUCGAUCAAGAACAAGGCCAAGAUCAACCAGGAGUUCAGCCCGGCAGAGCUCAAGGCCAUGCUCAAGAAGGCGCGCUCGCAGGCGGUUUCGUUCCAGACGUACAUUUCGGCGCUCGAGGGCGAAGUCAAAAUCUGGCGUACCGGCGGCUCGGACGCCAAGGCUUUGCCGGCGGCCCCGCAGCGCACCCACACUGCUGGCGGGCGUGGCACCGGAGCGUCGACCCCGCGGUCGGCUGCGCGGCACUCUGUCAGCGCCGGGGUGGGCAAUAGUGCGAUGCCGCUGAGCCCUACCCCAACCGCUACGCGUGUGGGCUCACCGACGCCUACGCUGCAGCUCAACGACUCGCUGCUGUCGGAGCUCGGCUCGCGGUCCGGCUCGCCCACCACGGUGAUGAGCGAGGACGAGCGCGAGGAAAGGAACACAGCCUGCAAGGAUACGCGCAAGGAGAACGAGACCAUGCGCGAGCAGCUCGAUUUCCUGAAGAGCGAGACGGAAGCAGCACAGCUGAAGCUGGAGCUCGACAAGGUGUCGUUCAGCCAGAAGGAGGCCGAGAUCACCGUCGACAGCCUCACCGAGGCCAACAAUGAGCUCACGGAGCAGCUCAACAAGGUGCGCGAGGAGAUCGAGAAGCUCAAGGUGCAGGCCGACCAGGAGGUCAGCGCCGCCGACAAGGAGAAGCUGCGCGAGGCCCGUGUUGCAGCCAUGAUCAACGACAUGGACUCGGCCAAGGCCAUUUCGCGGCACGAGGCAGGCAUGGGCGACCUGCUGCGGGCGCUGGUGGAGGCCGGCGACGACGACAGCAAGAAGGUCGAGCUGCUGACCAAGAUGCGCAAGGACGUCGAUGAGAUGAACGACCUGCUGCAGGAGCGCGAGCGAACAGGCGAUCUGGCGCACCAGUGCGAGGACACCGACGGCAAGUACGAGCGCCUGCUGACUGACUACGAGGAGAUGAUCGAGCAGUCGAUUGCGGCUGAAGAGCAGCAGAACAGCCGCGACACCGAGACCAUCAACGAGCUGAAGCAGAAGCUGGAAGCCCACUACACCAACAAACUCAACACGCAGAAGGCGCAGCUUGAGUCGACGCUCAGCGACCUGCAGCGGCGCCACGAGGAAGUGGCCAAGCUCAAUGCGUCGAUCCGCGAGAUGCGCUCGGAGAACCGUGACCUGCUGGCCCGGGUCGAGGCGCUGGCCGAAGAGAAGACCAAGGCCGAGACUGCUCUUGCUAGCGCCCAGAAGACGGGCAGCAGCGCCAUUGGCGUUGCCGACUCGUCGUCCGAGCGCGAGAUGCAGGCCAUGCGGCGCGACAUGGCGCAGCGCAUCCUCGAGUACGACACCAUGCGCAAGUCGCUGAUGCGCGAUGUGCAGAACCGCUGCGAGAAGAUCAUCGAGCUGGAGAUGGCGCUCGACGAGUCGCGGGAGCAGGUGUCGCAGCUGAGCCACAAGCUGGGCAACAUGUCGCAGCCCCAGCGCAUGUCGCUGCUGGAGAAGAACGUGGCCGAGCUGACCGCCAUGCAGAAGCGCCUGGUUGAGCAGAACGCCGAGCUGAAGAAGCGGGAUGCGCUGGCCGAGCGCAAGCUCGAUGCCCGGCAAACCCGCAUCAAGUGCCUGGAGGAGCAUCUCGAGAGCACCAACAGGCAGGCCGAGGCCUGGAAGCGCAAGACGGAGGAGCUCAAGAACCUUCUGUCGCUUGAGGCUAGCCGGCCUGCCGCCAAUGCCGCCAAGCAGCCGUCUGCGCCUGGAUCCCCCAUGCGCGGCGGAGGCGGCUCCCAGCAGCCCGCCGCGGUCGAGGAGAAGGUCAGCACUGGCCGGACCUCGGGCGGGUUCUUCAGCUGGGGCGGCAACUAA